Messenger RNA from Closterium sp. Yama58-4, 879 nucleotides. NCBI's taxonomy places the organism in Eukaryota, Viridiplantae, Streptophyta, Zygnematophyceae, Desmidiales, Closteriaceae. The record is from the annotation of a GenBank genome assembly.
AUGACCAUUACGUGCUCUCGGGAAGAGGAGCCGCUAGGGACGGCUGGGCCUCUGGCUUUAGCCAAGAAUAUUCUGCUGAAGUCUACUGCGUCUUCUCCACCUCAACCAUUCUUCAUGCUCAACAGCGACGUGAUCUGCGACUAUCCAUUCAAAGGACUGCUUGACCUUCAUAUCAGCCGUGGUGCCGAAGCUACACUUAUGGUGACUCGCGUUGAGGACCCCAGCAAGUAUGGUGUCGUGAUAAUGGAUGAUGCAGGUGCCGUGAGCCGUUUUGUGGAAAAGCCAAAGACAUUUGUUGGUGAUACUAUCAACGGAGGCAUUUACAUUCUAAGCCCGUCCGUCCUUGAGAGGGUUGAGCUGCGCCCUAUGUCAAUUGAGAAGGAUAUUUUUCCAAGAAUUGCCAUGGAUAAGAAGUUGUACGCCAUGGUUCAUACGGGCUACUGGAUGGAUGUUGGGCAGCCCAAAGACUAUCUGGAAGGGAUCAAGACGUAUUUGCAUCACAAGAGAAGUUCACAUCCCGGGAUGCUAGCCACUGGCAGCAACAUUGUUGGGAAUGUGAUUGUGGAUCCCUCUGCUACCAUCUCCAAGAGCGCGUCUGUUGGCCCUGAUGUUGUUGUUGGCCCCAAUUGCAUCAUCCACGAUGGUGCGAGGAUUCAUGGAAGUGUUCUCUUGGGCGGUUCCCGAAUUGGCUCAGGUAGCCUGAUUUUGAACAGCAUAAUUGGCUGGAACUCCACAGUGGGGAAGUGGACACGCAUUCAAAAGAAUUCUGUCCUGGGCGAGGAUGUCACUGUGAAUGAUGAGGUGCUGAUCAAUGGCGCAAAGGUCUUGCCUCACAAGGAGGUCAAGGCAGAUGUUGAUACUCCACAGAUCAUCAUGUAG